AUGGCAGACGCAGGCGGCAAAACGAGCAGAGGUAGCACUCCGGCUGCACGCUCCGGUGGCGGUGUUAUGCUAAUCGCAUCAAUUUUGGUAUUAUCAGUUUGUUCGUUUGCCCGCGCACAGGACUUUGGUUAUGAUGGCGACAAAGGACCGUCGCACUGGGGGGAACAGUUCAAUUCCUGCUCCGGAAAGUACCAAAGCCCGAUCAACAUCAACUCGCAGUACGUGAGAAAGGUCAAUCUGCCGCCGCUGGUGUUUCACGGGUUCGAUGUCGCACCGAAGGAAACCAAUCUCACCAACAACGGGCAUACAGUGUUCGUUACCAUGGAUUCGGAAGUAACUCCAACGGUGGCCGGCGGGCCACUGCCCGGUGUGUACGAGUAUUCGCAACUGCACUUCCACUGGGGUGAUAAUGACACGUUCGGGAGCGAGGACAUGAUCGACAACCAUCGCUUUCCUAUGGAGUUGCAUAUCGUGUUCUUCAAGCAGGAGUAUCAGAACGCUCGUACGGCGCUGAACCAUCGGGAUGGGCUGACGGUGCUGGCGUUCUUUUUUGAAAUUGCCCCGGAGGACAACCCGAUGUACGCCGAAUUCAUCGACCUGCUUGGUAACGUGACCGAAAGCCAUCAGUCGGCACGAUUUGAUGUUCCACCGUCCCUGAAAGAGCUGAUCGCGGAAGAUCUGCUGCAUUAUUACACAUACAACGGAUCGCUAACGACGCCACCCUGCAGCGAAGUGGUAACGUGGAUCGAUUUCAAGGAACCUAUACUGCUAUCGCACGCACAGGUUCAAGCAUUCCGAGCACUGCAGGACGACGAAGGCCAUCGACUAACGCACAAUUUCCGUCCCGUGCAACCCCUCGGCGAUCGGAUCGUGCUCUUCAACACCGACGAAAUGAUUAAGGAGGUCGACCUGGACAAAGAUUUACCCCCGGAGGUGGGCGAGGAUGUGGACACGAACAAACUUGACACUCCGACAAGGACCGCCGGCGUCGGAAGUCAGUCGGCGAAAGAUCCUAACGACCGAAAACACCCACGUAACAGUGCCUCUUUCCCGGCGAUCAACCAUUGGUCGUUAGUUACGUCCGCAAUGGUGCUUGUGUCACUUUUGUUUCACUCCACGAUCGAAUGA
This is a messenger RNA of Anopheles coustani, 1128 nucleotides long. RefSeq names its product carbonic anhydrase 7 (gene CAH2). The coding region runs from base 1 to 1128 and encodes 375 amino acids. Lineage: Eukaryota; Metazoa; Arthropoda; Insecta; Diptera; Culicidae. Gene Ontology annotation, molecular function: zinc ion binding; carbonate dehydratase activity. The transcript has 6 exons. The record is from RefSeq and is a predicted model, not a curated record. Gene Ontology annotation, cellular component: cytoplasm.